Talaromyces atroroseus is the source of this 2100-nucleotide messenger RNA. RefSeq lists its product as hypothetical. The transcript has 9 exons. Gene Ontology annotation, molecular function: hydrolase activity. NCBI's taxonomy places the organism in Eukaryota, Fungi, Ascomycota, Eurotiomycetes, Eurotiales, Trichocomaceae. The coding region runs from base 1 to 2100 and encodes 699 amino acids. The record is from RefSeq and is a predicted model, not a curated record.
AUGGCUGAACAAUAUAAUACGUUGGGUGCUGCGUUGGUAGAACAAUGGGGCCCCCCUUCUGACGCGGUGCAAGCUUAUGACGAAGAGAUCAACGAGCAUGUAACGAUUCGGAUAUACGCGCCUGCUUGCCAAAAGAAAGCACUGCCCGUGGGCGUAUACUACCAUGGCGGAGGGUAUAUGGCCGGCUCUCCGGCCCUCGAGGAUCCCAUCUGCCGCAUCAUCUCAGAGCAGACACCCUGCAUCAUUGUCAGCGUUGACUAUCGGCUAGCUCCCAAGUACAAACUCCCCACGGGAAUCGACGAUGGUUAUGACGCAUUUCUGUGGGCAUACGAAAACGCCUCUAAGCUAAAUGGCAACCCAUUCGCAUACUUCGCUAUCGGAGGGUCCGCUGGAGGCGGGAUUGCCCUCUCGGUCACAGAGAAACUGAUUCGAAACGGGAAGCGCAGUCUCAUACAAGGCGUAGUUGCUCUAAACCCCAUCACUUCACAUAUGGACAACCCACCGGCAAAGUACAAAGAUAUCUAUAAAUCUUACUCGGAGAAUGCAUCGAAUGUCCCCCUGAUUGACCGUCAUUGCAUGGACGUCUCAUUCGGCAAUUCUGGCGUCCAGCCAGACGAUUCGCUCGUCUUCGUGACCCUGUCGUCCAAUCUGUCGUCAUUCCCACCGGUCUAUAUUGCUACCUGCGAGAAGGAUAUCCUCCGCGACGACGGCGUUGUCCUCGAGCACUUGCUUCAGGAUGCCGGUGUGAAGGUGAAACGCGAGCAUUAUGCCCGCUUUCCACAUUAUUUUUUCGUUUUCCCAUCGGUGAAAGCCUCGCUCACCUUUAUACUGAAUGCGGUGCAGGGGAUCAAAUUUGUUCUGAACCCGGACAUUAUGCCAUCACCCCAGCGAACGACAGAGCACCUCCUCGGAGAGCAUACUUCCACGAACCGCGAGAGUGCCGUCGCCAACGAGGCGGAUUCGUCAAAAAAACGAGAUCACAUCACCAACACAUCGCAUGAUGCAGGCUAUGAUCAAACCAGCAGCAAUAGAACCGGCAUAGACUCAGAUACUCGUCUCGAUACUCCUCAUCCAGACUCAAUCCCAAAUCCAGCUCCGACGCAGCCGGAUACAGAAUUUGCAGAUGAAGAAGAACAAGAUGAACAACCAGAAGAAGACGACCCUUUUGGUUUGGAUGACACUGACAGUACUCGGACUGCGUCCACGGCCUCGAUUACAUCCAGUAUCACAAGAUAUCGCUGGGAGAAUGGCCGAAGGUAUCACGCCUACAAAGACGGGGUGUAUUGGGGCCCCAAUGACGAACAGGCAGCCGAGCAUCUAGACAUCGCACAUCACCUUUUUCUUCUCAGUUUUGACAAUAAGCUGCACCUGGCACCUAUUGGCAAAAACCCCCAGCGAGUAUUGGAUAUAGGCACUGGAACGGGCAUCUGGGCAAUGGAUUUUGCAGAUCAAUACCCCUCGGCGCAGAUUAUUGGCACCGACCUGUCGCCCAUCCAGCCUACGUGGGUUCAACCCAAUCUCAAAUUUGAGAUUGACGAUGCAGAGGAUGAAUGGAUGUGGCAAAGAGACAGCUUCGAUUACGUCCACGUCCGCUGCAUGUUCGGAUGCAUAGCUGAUUGGCCCAGGUUCUACCAACAGGCAUUGAGACACCUUAAACCCGGUGGGUACUUUGAACAGAUCGAGUUUGCUCCUGGCUUCAAGUCUGAUGACGGCUCACUCGACCCCAACUCGCCCUACGGCACCUGGCAUGAUAUUGGCGUCGAGGUCGGGCGCAAGAUGGGGAGGUCUUUCGAGACUAUGUACGAGAUGGCAGACAUGAUUUCUGAUGCCGGAUUCACGAACAUCCACGAGAAAAGGUACAAAUGGCCCAUUGGGACAUGGAAACGGAGCCGAGCCGACAAAGUACUUGGCGCAUGGGUGCGGUUUCACAUUGAGCAAGGUCUGGAAAACUGGUCGAUGGCUGUUCUAACGAGGUUCAUGGGUUGGAGCAGAGAGCGAGUUCUACUGGAAAUCGCGUUGGUCAAGCAGGACUUGAAGCGAGACGACAUCCAUGGGUACCAUGAGAUGAGGGUUGUUUAUGGACAGAAGCCGAGAGAUUAG